Molecule: messenger RNA, 2135 nt
Organism: Botrytis cinerea B05.10
Lineage: Eukaryota; Fungi; Ascomycota; Leotiomycetes; Helotiales; Sclerotiniaceae
Exons: 4
Coding region: 335-2026 (563 amino acids)
Biological process (GO): proteolysis
Molecular function (GO): serine-type carboxypeptidase activity
Source: RefSeq, a predicted model, not a curated record
GACACCAUGUCAACUCAUGUCAUAUCUUCACUACGAUAGGUCGAGAUAGGGUUACAUAGUGUGUAAGGUACGGUAACUACGGUGAAAGAAUGGUGAAUCUUCAAUGGCUUAGUUGAAGAACCAUGAAUCAGGACUAGGGUAGUCCCUCCACAUCGUCAUAAUCAUGGAAAUUUACAUGAGAUGAUAGCUCCGAUAGUUCUGAGCUCUCUUUACUUCUUGGAUAGCAGCUUCAAAAUACUUAAAGCUCUGCCAGAUCCCGCAUAUUGAAGAUUUUCCACCUCACCCGCAAUAUUUUUAUACGAUCCGAGUUUUGUUACUUGAGUGAUCAGUCAAGAUGCGUUUCUCAACCGUAGUUUCGACUCUUGCCAUUGCAGGUGGAAUCGCCGACGCCACUCUUCAUUCGGGAAGAAGCUUGAGGCAUGUUGGAAAGAAGGAUAAGCCUAUCCACAAAGCUAGAGAUACGGCUCCAAGGAGAGAGCAGAAACAUGAGAAGAGGGAUGCUAGUUUUCCAUACUUGACCAAUUCUACUGCUAAAUUCAGUGUGAACGGUUCCGCUAUCCCAGAUGUCGAUUUCGAUGCUGGAGAAUCAUAUGCUGGUUUGUUGCCAAUUUCAAAAGCCGCAAAUGAGACCAGAGAAUUAUACUUUUGGUUCUACCCAUCGACAAAUGAAUUGGCUUCCGAUGAAAUUCUCAUUUGGCUCAACGGAGGUCCCGGAUGUUCAUCCCUUGAAGGAUUGCUCCAAGAAAACGGACCGUGGAUCUGGCAAUACGGUACCUACGCUCCUGUUCCAAACCCUUGGAGCUGGGUAAACCUUACCAAUGUUGUUUGGGUCGAACAACCCGUUGGUACCGGCUUCUCCCAAGGUAUACCCACUGCCACCAGCGAAGAAGAUGUCGCCGCCCAGUUUCUCGGAUUUUGGGAGAAUUUCGUCGACACUUUCGAUUUGCAAGGGAGAAAGGUCUUCAUCACUGGUGAAUCGUAUGCGGGUUAUUAUGUUCCAUACAUUGCCGAUGCUAUGUUUAACAAGAACGAUACUUCCGUUUAUUAUAACCUCGAAGCAACCAUGAUCUACGAUCCUUCUACUUCUUACGAUGCCGUUCAAGAACAGAUCCCUGCAGUUCAAUUCGUUGAUUAUUGGGGUGGUCUCUUCCCCUUCAAUGAUUCCUUCGUUGAACAAAUCCACAACGUAUCUGAUUCUUGCGGCUACACCGACUACCUCGCCAAGUAUCUCACCUACCCACCACCUGGGCCAUUCCCAUCCGCUCUCCCUGGUACAGGCGACGAUGGAAUUUCUACCACUGACGAAUGCGACGUCUUUGAUUUGAUUUACAACGAAGUCUUCAGCGUCAACCCUUGUUGGGACAUUUACCAAGUGGCCACCACCUGCCCUCAACUCUGGGAUGUCCUCGGAUUCCCCGGGUCCAACCCCUAUCUCCCUGCCGGCGCCUCCGUCUACUUCAACCGCACCGAUGUCCAAAAGGCUAUCAACGCUCCUUUCAUGGAAUGGGACUCAUGCUCCAACAUCGAGGUCUUCGUAAACGGAACAGAUAAUUCUCUCCCCUCCGGUCUCUCCGUCCUUCCCUCCGUCAUCGAACGUUCAAAACGUACCGUCAUCGGCCACGGCGCUUUAGACAUGGUCCUCAUCGCCAAUGGUACCCUUCUCAUGAUCCAAAACAUGACCUGGGGCGGAGCUCAAGGUUUCACAAGCAAACCCUCCGAUCCCUUCUACGUCCCAUACCACACCGAGCUCUCCGCCUCCACCCUUGCUGCCUCGGGAGUUUUGGGCACUACACACACAGAGAGAAACCUCACAUUUGUGUAUAUAGAUUUGAGCGGUCACAUGGUUCCACAAUAUGCGCCUACCGCAUCAUACAGAACGCUCGAGUAUCUAUUGGGAAGAAUCGACAGUUUGUCUAGCACCGCGCCAUUCUCAACACAGACGGACGUCGCGCAGAGCACUGCUCCUCUUGGAAAUGGUACCGCGCCACCGAUUAAGAGACAGCAGGUUGGGGCUAUGCAAUUUUAGACGCGAAGCGGGUAAUGGAUGUGUGGAAGUGAAGAGGGAGAAAUAGAUAGAGAGAUGAUGAUGCAUGACAAUAAUGUAUAUGACGAAAUGAAAAUAUGAAUUGAUACUA